AUGGCCACGCUCAGGGUCCUGCCUGAAGCCCAAGCCAAGGUGGAUGUGUUCCGUGAAGACCUGUGUAACAAGACAGAGAACCUGCUCGGGAGCUAUUUCCCCAAGAAGAUUUCUGAGUUGGAUGCAUUUUUAAAGGAGCCAGCUCUCAAUGAAGUCAACCUGAACAAUCUGAAGGCUCCUUUGGAUAUCCCAGUGCCAGACCCAGCCAAGGAGAAAGAGAAGGAGGAGCGGAAGAAACAGCAGGAGAAGGAAGAUAAGGAUGAAAAAAAGAAAGGGGAUGAUGAAGACAAAGGUCCUCCCUGUGGCCCAGUGAGCUGCAAUGAGAAGAUUGUGGACCUCUUGCAACGCCUGAAGCCCGAGAUCAAAGAUGUCAUUGAGCAACUCAAUCUGGUCACAACCUGGUUGCAGCUGCAGAUACCUCGGAUUGAAGAUGGGAAUAAUUUUGGAGUGGCUGUCCAGGAAAAGGUGUUUGAGCUGAUGACUGCUCUUCACACCAAACUGGAAGGCUUCCACACCCAGAUCUCAAAAUAUUUCUCUGAACGGGGAGAUGCAGUGACCAAAGCAGCCAAGCAGCCCCAUGUGGGCGAUUAUCGGCAGCUGGUGCAUGAACUGGAUGAGGCAGAGUACAGGGACAUCCGACUGAUGGUCAUGGAGAUUCGAAAUGCUUAUGUGAGGAGGCCGGGGCAGGGCAGGGCAGGGAUGGGCAAAGGCAGAUCUCCUGGGCCACUCUCCCCAACCCUGCAGACUAGGGGUAAAGGGUGAUGAAGUGUGAUCUCUUCAUGAGGCUGGAAAUGGGGCCCAGAGCAACUGCAUCUGCAGCUAACAUCCACUUUCCCUGAUCCUUUAGGCUGUGCUAUAUGACAUCAUCCUGAAGAACUUCGAAAAGCUCAAGAAGCCCAGGGGAGAAACAAAGGGAAUGAUCUAUUGAGGGCCUCAACUCUCCUUUUUGUGAUGGGUACUGCAGAGAUCCUCCUGCCUUUUACUGGGGACUUUCCAGACUUUUCUGCCACUUUUCUGCUAUUAUGGUCUUUCUCACCUCUCCCAAUAAAUAUAGUCAUACCACUGCCCAUCAA
Molecule: messenger RNA, 1073 nt
Organism: Elephantulus edwardii (Cape elephant shrew)
Lineage: Eukaryota; Metazoa; Chordata; Mammalia; Macroscelidea; Macroscelididae
Gene: PSME1
Product: proteasome (prosome, macropain) activator subunit 1 (PA28 alpha)
Exons: 10
Coding region: 1-762 (253 amino acids)
Biological process (GO): regulation of proteasomal protein catabolic process; positive regulation of endopeptidase activity; regulation of G1/S transition of mitotic cell cycle
Cellular component (GO): cytoplasm; nucleoplasm; proteasome activator complex
Molecular function (GO): endopeptidase activator activity
Source: RefSeq, a predicted model, not a curated record